Sapajus apella (tufted capuchin) is the source of this 9088-nucleotide messenger RNA. It is a transcript of the gene MYO10, whose product is annotated as myosin X. Gene Ontology annotation, biological process: signal transduction. Gene Ontology annotation, molecular function: ATP binding; protein binding; cytoskeletal motor activity. Bases 1417 to 7710 code for a protein of 2097 amino acids. Lineage: Eukaryota; Metazoa; Chordata; Mammalia; Primates; Cebidae. The transcript is spliced from 41 exons. The record is from RefSeq and is a predicted model, not a curated record. Gene Ontology annotation, cellular component: myosin complex; cytoskeleton.
GAUUUUCAGCACAGGUAUACAGGUGUGCAGCCAUCCCCACAGGGCGGUUUUAGGACAGAGUUUCUUCCUUUUCACUUUGUCACUGUCCCUCCCGCACCUAGCUCUGUGUAGCCAUUCAUCUGUUAUCUGUGUCUAUGCAUUUGCCUUUCCAGAAACUUCAUAUAAAUGGAACCCCACACUAUGUAGCCUUUUGUCUCUAGCUUCUGUCACUUACUGUGAUGUCUUCAUGGUCCAUUUUUGUUGGCAAAUGUAUCAGUGAUUCUUUUUUUUUUUUUUUUUUUUUUAAAUAACCUUGAGGAGUCCCAUUGUAUGGAUUUAUUCUGUUUAUAUCAGUUACUAGACCUUUGAGUUGUUUCCAGUCCUUGGCUACUAUGAUUAUUGCUGCUGUGUUUGCACACAAGACUUAAAUGUGUUUGAAUAGACAAAUAUCCAGGAGUUAAAUCGUUAGGACAUAUGGUAAGAUUAUGUUUAGCUUCUUAAGAAAUUGCCAAACCAUUUUCCAAAGCGGAUAUACCAUUUUACAUUCCCAUAUACAUCCUCAUCAGCAUUUGGUAAAGUCAGCCCUUUUGAUCAUAUCCAGGAAAUCAUUGUUGGCAGGAGAAGAUGGAACCUGUAUGAACCUCACGUUUGAAGAAAGGGAUGAUCUUGCCUCUCUCUCUUAGAGGGUUGCUUUAAAGUUCAAAGGGGGUAGGAAUUUAUGUGCAAGUGUUUUAUAUUGCAGAAAGGUUUCUGGUGAUUAUGUACAGGAAAAGUUUUAGCCAUUUUAUUAACACUCCCAUAUUUGUCUCAGAGAUUAAGAUGCAAACUUGUCCAAGUUUUAAUAAAAUGUGUGUGUUAUGAUCAAACUUGUUCCACCUGUUUAUAAAGGCAACUUUUAAUCAAAUUGUGAGCCUUUUCCAUAUGCUAGGUUGCCUAUAUUGUGUAUUAAAUUAUCAACCUUAUUUAACAAUGACAGAAUGUAAUAGUUUGCAUAUGGUGGGCAAAUUUUUCUUUCCCACUCCAACUUAGAUGGUCUGGUAAAUGUCUGCCUAUGAUUUCAUUUUCAGAUGCUUGUGGGUGGCCUCUUUUAGACCCGUGCACAUAUGUUCUAAUAGAGGGGAAGUAGAAAGAUUGGGGUCGCAGGGAAGGUGCCAGGAACAAUCUAUGUAAAAAAUACCUAUUUCAGCAGUUUAAUUUUGCAAUUCUGAUUCUAUGAAAAUUGCCAGUUAAUACUUUUCAAAGAACAAAGGGAGUGUUUUGAAUGCAUUUCCCCUCCCACCUGUGGAAGACAGCUGUUUGUGAUAGACUUGGGAAAACUGGCCAAUGGGCUCUGGAUUUGAAACCUGGGCUGGAUUUUAUAAAAGUUGCUUAUCAGCAGUUCUUCACACCUGUUGGAAAAGACCUUUGGACUACAGGAGCUGAACUGUGUGUUUGAUCAUGAAACAGUGUGUCAACAAAGAGCUUUGUAGUACUUUCAAACAAAAGGAUAAAGGGAGCCACAGUGAGACGCUAAGUCAAAGAAACUGCACGCUGGAGUGGAAGUAUGUGCUCUGGGUGGCCUGUGGAAGUCAAGAGGGAACACGGGUCUGGCUGAGAGAAAAUGGCCAGCAUUUUCCAAGUACCGUAAAUUCCUGUGCAGAAGGCGUCGUCGUCUUCCGGACGGACUAUGGUCAGGUAUUCACUUACAAGCAGAGCACAAUUACCCACCAGAAGGUGACUGUCAUGCACCCCAUGAACGAGGCAGGUGUGGAUGACAUGGCGUCCUUGACAGAGCUCCAUGGCGGCUCCAUCAUGUAUAACUUAUUCCAGCGGUAUAAGAGAAACCAAAUAUAUACCUACAUCGGCUCCAUCCUGGCCUCCGUGAACCCCUACCAGCCCAUUGCCGGGCUGUACGAGCAUGCCACCAUGGAGCGGUACAGCCGGCGCCACCUGGGCGAGCUGCCCCCGCACAUCUUCGCCAUCGCCAACGAGUGCUACCGCUGCUUGUGGAAGCGCCAGGACAGCCAGUGCAUCCUCAUCAGUGGUGAAAGUGGAGCAGGUAAAACCGAAAGCACAAAAUUGAUCCUCAAGUUCCUGUCCGUCAUCAGUCAGCAGUCUUUGGAAUUGUCCUUAAAGGAGAAGACCUCCUGUGUGGAACGGGCGAUUCUUGAAAGCAGUCCCAUCAUGGAAGCUUUCGGCAAUGCGAAGACCGUGUACAACAACAACUCUAGUCGCUUUGGGAAGUUUGUUCAGCUGAACAUCUGUCAGAAAGGAAAUAUUCAGGGCGGGAGAAUUGUAGAUUAUUUAUUAGAAAAAAACCGAGUAGUAAGGCAAAAUCCCGGGGAAAGGAAUUAUCACAUAUUUUAUGCACUGCUGGCAGGGCUGGAACAUGAAGAAAGAGAAGAAUUUUAUUUAUCUACGCCGGAGAACUACCACUACUUGAAUCAGUCUGGAUGUGUGGAAGACAAGACAAUCAGUGACCAGGCAUCCUUUAGGGAAGUUAUUACGGCAAUGGACGUGAUGCAGUUCAGCAAGGAAGAAGUUCGGGAAGUGUUGAGGCUGCUCGCGGGUAUACUGCAUCUUGGGAACAUAGAAUUUAUCACUGCUGGUGGGGCACAGGUUUCCUUCAAAACAGCUUUGGGCAGAUCUGCAGAGUUACUUGGGCUGGACCCAACACAGCUCACAGAUGCUCUGACCCAGAGAUCAAUGUUCCUCAGGGGAGAAGAGAUCCUCACGCCUCUCAGUGUUCAACAGGCAGUAGACAGCAGGGACUCCCUGGCCAUGGCUCUGUAUGCGUGCUGCUUUGAGUGGGUGAUCAAGAAGAUCAACAGCAGGAUCAAAGGCAAUGAGGACUUCAAAUCUAUUGGCAUCCUUGACAUCUUUGGAUUUGAGAACUUUGAGGUUAACCACUUUGAACAGUUCAAUAUAAACUAUGCAAAUGAGAAACUUCAGGAAUACUUCAACAAGCAUAUUUUUUCUUUAGAACAACUAGAAUAUAGCCGGGAAGGAUUGGUGUGGGAAGAUAUUGACUGGAUAGACAAUGGAGAAUGCCUGGACUUGAUUGAGAAGAAACUUGGCCUCCUAGCCCUCAUUAAUGAAGAAAGCCAUUUUCCUCAAGCCACAGACAGCACGUUAUUGGAGAAGCUACAUAGUCAGCAUGCUAAUAAUCACUUUUAUGUGAAGCCCAGAGUUGCAGUUAACAAUUUUGGCGUGAAGCACUAUGCUGGAGAGGUGCAAUAUGAUGUCCGUGGGAUCUUGGAGAAAAACAGAGAUACAUUUCGAGAUGACUUGCUCAACUUGCUAAGAGAAAGCCGAUUCGACUUUAUCUACGAUCUUUUUGAACAUGUUUCAAGCCGCAACAACCAGGAUACCUUGAAAUGUGGAAGUAAACAUCGGCGGCCCACCGUCAGCUCACAGUUCAAGGACUCACUGCAUUCCUUAAUGGCAACGCUAAGCUCCUCUAAUCCUUUCUUUGUUCGCUGUAUCAAGCCAAACAUGCAGAAGAUGCCAGACCAGUUUGACCAGGCGGUGGUGCUGAACCAGCUGAGGUACUCAGGGAUGCUGGAGACUGUGAGAAUCCGCAAAGCUGGGUAUGCGGUCCGAAGACCCUUUCAGGACUUCUACAAAAGGUAUAAAGUGCUGAUGAGGAAUCUGGCUCUGCCCGAGGACGUCCGAGGAAAGUGCACGAGCCUGCUGCAACUCUACGAUGCCUCCAACAGCGAGUGGCAGCUGGGGAAGACCAAGGUCUUUCUUCGAGAAUCCUUGGAGCAGAAACUGGAGAAGCGGAGGGAGGAGGAAGUGACCCACGCGGCCAUGGUGAUUCGGGCCCAUGUGUUGGGCUUCUUGGCUCGAAAACAAUACAGAAAGGUCCUUUAUUGUGUAGUGAUAAUACAGAAGAAUUAUAGAGCAUUCCUUCUGAGGAGAAGAUUUUUGCACCUGAAAAAGGCAGCCGUAGUUUUCCAGAAGCAACUCAGAGGUCAGAUUGCUCGUCGAGUUUAUAGACAGUUGCUGGCGGAGAAAAGGGAGCAAGAAGAAAAGAAGAAACGGGAGGAGGAAGAAAAGAAGAAACGGGAGGAGGAAGAGAGAGAGAGAGAGAGACAGCGAAGAGAAGCCGAGCUCCGCGCCCAGCAGGAGGAAGAAACCAGGAAGCAGCAAGAACUCGAAGCCUUGCAGAAGAGCCAGAAGGAAGCUGAACUGACCCGUGAACUGGAGAAACAGAAGGAAAACAAGCAGGUGGAAGAGAUCCUGCGUCUGGAGAAGGAAAUCGAGGACCUGCAGCGCAUGAAGGAGCAGCAGGAGCUGUCCCUGACCGAGGCCUCCCUGCAGAAGCUGCAGCAGCGGCGGGACCAGGAGCUCCGCAGGCUGGAGGAGGAAGCGUGCCGGGCGGCCCAGGAGUUCCUCGAGUCCCUCAAUUUCGACGAAAUCGACGAGUGUGUCCGGAAUAUCGAGCGGUCCCUGUCGGUGGGAAGCGAGUUUUCCGGCGAGCUGGCCGAGAGCGCGUGCGAGGAGAAGCCCAACUUCAACUUCAGCCAGCCCUACCCGGAGGAGGAGGUGGACGAGGGCUUCGAGGCCGACGACGACGCCUUCAAGGACUCCCCCAACCCCAGCGAGCACGGCCACUCGGACCAGCGAACGAGCGGCAUCCGGACCAGCGACGACUCUUCGGAGGAGGACCCGUACAUGAACGACACGGUGGUGCCCACCAGCCCCAGCGCGGACAGCACGGUGCUGCUCGCGCCGUCGGCGCCGGACUCCGGCAGCCUGCACGACUCCUCCAGCUGCGAGUCCACCUACUGCCUGCCCCAGAACGCCGGCGACCUCCCGUCCCCGGACGGCGACUACGACUACGACCAGGACGACUACGAGGACGGCGCCAUCACCUCCGGCAGCAGCGUGACCUUCUCCAACUCCUACGGCAGCCAGUGGUCCCCCGACUACCGCUGCUCCGUGGGGACCUACAACAGCUCGGGCGCCUACCGCUUCAGCUCGGAGGGGGCGCAGUCCUCGUUUGAAGAUAGUGAAGAGGACUUUGACUCCAGGUUUGAUACAGAUGAUGAGCUUUCAUACCGACGCGACUCUGUGUACAGCUGUGUCACUCUGCCGUAUUUCCACAGCUUUCUGUACAUGAAAGGUGGCCUGAUGAACUCUUGGAAACGCCGCUGGUGUGUCCUCAAGGACGAAACCUUCUUGUGGUUCCGCUCCAAGCAGGAGGCCCUGAAGCAAGGCUGGCUCCACAAAAAAGGUGGGGGCUCCUCCACGCUAUCCAGGAGAAACUGGAAGAAGCGCUGGUUUGUCCUCCGCCAGUCCAAGCUGAUGUAUUUUGAAAACGACAGCGAGGAGAAGCUCAAGGGCACUGUCCAAGUGCGAACGGCAAAAGAGAUCAUAGAUAACACCACCAAGGAGAAUGGGAUCGACAUCAUUAUGGCCGAUAGGACUUUCCACCUGAUUGCAGAGUCCCCAGAAGACGCCAGCCAGUGGUUCAGCGUGCUGAGUCAGGUCCACGCGUCCACAGACCAGGAGAUCCAGGAGAUGCAUGACGAGCAGGCAAACCCACAGAAUGCUGUGGGCACCUUGGAUGUGGGGCUCAUUGAUUCUGUGUGCGCCUCUGACAGCCCUGACAGGCCCAACUCAUUUGUGAUCAUCACGGCCAACCGGGUGCUGCACUGCAACGCCGACACACCGGAGGAGAUGCACCAUUGGAUUACCUUGCUGCAGCGGUCCAAAGGCGACACCAGAGUGGAGGGCCAGGAAUUCAUCGUGAGAGGAUGGUUGCACAAAGAGGUGAAGAACAGUCCAAAGAUGUCUUCACUGAAACUGAAGAAACGGUGGUUUGUACUCACCCACAAUUCCCUGGAUUACUACAAGAGCUCAGAGAAGAAUGCACUGAAACUGGGGACCCUGGUCCUCAACAGCCUCUGCUCCGUCGUCCCCCCGGAUGAGAAGAUAUUCAAAGAGACAGGCUACUGGAACGUCACUGUGUACGGGCGCAAGCACUGUUACCGGCUGUACACCAAGCUGCUCAACGAGGCCACCCGGUGGUCCAGUGCCAUUCAAAAUGUGACCGACACCAAGGCCCCGAUCGACACCCCCACCCAGCAGCUGAUUCAGGACAUCAAGGAGAACUGCCUGAACUCAGACGUGGUGGAACAGAUUUACAAGCGGAACCCCAUCCUCCGAUACACCCACCACCCCCUGCACUCGCCUCUCCUACCCCUUCCUUACGGGGACAUAAAUCUCAACUUGCUCAAAGACAAAGGCUAUACCACCCUUCAGGAUGAAGCCAUCAAGAUAUUCAAUUCCCUGCAGCAGCUGGAGUCCAUGUCUGACCCUAUUCCAAUAAUCCAGGGCAUCCUGCAGACAGGGCAUGACCUACGACCUCUGCGGGAUGAGCUGUACUGCCAGCUCAUCAAACAGACCAACAAAGUGCCCCACCCUGGCAGUGUGGGCAACCUGUACAGCUGGCAGAUCCUGACGUGCCUGAGCUGCACCUUCCUGCCGAGCCGAGGGAUUCUCAAGUAUCUCAAGUUCCAUCUGAAAAGGAUACGGGAACAGUUUCCAGGAACCGAGAUGGAAAAAUACGCUCUCUUCACUUACGAAUCUCUUAAGAAAACCAAAUGCAGAGAGUUUGUGCCUUCGCGAGAUGAAAUCGAAGCUCUGAUCCACAGGCAGGAGAUGACAUCCACGGUCUAUUGCCAUGGAGGAGGCUCCUGCAAGAUCACCAUCAACUCCCACACCACCGCUGGGGAGGUGGUGGAGAAGCUGAUCCGAGGCCUCGCCAUGGAGGACAGCAGGAACAUGUUUGCCUUAUUUGAAUACAACGGCCACGUCGACAAAGCCAUUGAAAGUCGAACCGUUGUAGCUGAUGUCUUAGCAAAGUUUGAAAAGCUGGCUGCCUCAUCGGAGGUGGGGGACCUGCCAUGGAAAUUCUACUUCAAACUUUACUGCUUCCUGGACACAGACAACGUGCCAAAAGACAGUGUGGAAUUUGCAUUUAUGUUUGAACAGGCCCAUGAGGCGGUUAUCCACGGCCACCAUCCAGCCCCGGAAGAAAACCUCCAGGUUCUUGCUGCCCUGCGACUCCAGUAUCUGCAGGGGGAUUAUACUCUGCAUGCUGCCAUCCCACCCCUCGAAGAGGUUUAUUCCCUGCAGAGACUCAAGGCCCGCAUCAGCCAAUCCACCAAAACCUUCACCCCUUGCGAGCGGCUGGAGAAGAGGCGGACGAGCUUCCUGGAGGGGACCCUGCGGCGGAGCUUCCGGACGGGGUCCGUGGUCCGGCAGAAGGUCGAGGAGGAGCAGAUGCUGGACAUGUGGAUUAAGGAAGAAGUCUCGUCUGCUCGAGCCAGCAUCAUUGACAAGUGGAAGAAAUUUCAGGGAAUGAACCAGGAACAGGCCAUGGCCAAGUACAUGGCCUUGAUCAAGGAGUGGCCUGGUUAUGGGUCGACGCUGUUUGAUGUGGAGUGCAAGGAAGGUGGCUUCCCACAGGAACUCUGGUUGGGUGUCAGCGCGGACGCUGUCUCUGUCUACAAGCGUGGGGAGGGAAGACCCCUGGAAGUCUUCCAGUAUGAACACAUCCUCUCUUUUGGGGCACCCCUGGCAAAUACGUACAAGAUCGUGGUCGAUGAGAGGGAGCUGCUCUUUGAAACCAGUGAGGUGGUGGAUGUGGCCAAGCUCAUGAAAGCCUACAUCAGCAUGAUCGUGAAGAAGCGCUACAGCACCACGCGCUCCGCCAGCAGCCAGGGCAGCUCCAGGUGAAGGCGGCACGGAGCCCACCUGUCUUUGCUACCUGCAUGCACUGCCGCAUGCCCUCUGGCCUCAGCCGUCUCCAGUGUGCCAUGCCCAGCUGAAACAGAGCUGCCCAGGCUUUCUGGAAGCUUCCUGUCGGAGGGAGGUGUCUCUGAGGGUCCUUUCGCCUUGCCGAUUUCAAUGAUAUCCUAUAUUAAGCUGUCAACUUUAACAGACUGCACAGUUUCCAAAGCUUUACUACUCUUAGAGAAUACAUGCCUUAAAAAAAAGGAGGGGAGGAACCACGCUGCCACCAAAGCAGCCGGAAGUGCCUUAACUUGUGGAACCAACACUAAUUGACCCUAACUGUGCUACUGAAGGGAACUGCCUUCCCCCCCUUCUCCAGGAGACUGACAGAACGUGGAGGGUGGGGGGCGUUCCCUAUCGAUGAUGCACUAACCUCCCAGCCUGAUUUCCCUGAAAUUGAGGGAAGGUGAGGGAGUGGGGAGGGGAUAGAGGGCUCAAGGGGACAGUGGGUUUGAGCUGGAGUGCUGCGGGCAGCCUUUCUCAUGGAAUGACAUGGAUCAACUUUUUUGUUUCAUCUUUUAACUGUACAUGCUUGCCUGUUCAUGCGUGUGUUCAUAAAUGCAACACUUUAAUCAUGGUUUCAUGAGCAUUAAAAAGCAAAGGGAAAAAGGAUGUGCAAUGGUAUACACAGUCUGUAUAUUUUCAUAGUGCAGAGCUAUGGUCUCAAUUGUUACUUUAUAAGGUGAUUUUAUUAACAAACCGGAAUCCUGGAUUUUCCUGUCUUUGCUGUAUUUUGAAAAACACGUGUUGCAUCCAUUUUGUUUUACCUGUAGCAAAGUGUGCUAUCCGUGUCUGCUGUAUUAUAAACAGAUAUGCAGCCUACAAGAUAACUGUAUUUAUAAACCACUCUUCCACCUCUGGCUUCCGUGCUGGUUUUAGAACAAGAAUGAAGUCAUUUUGGAGUCUUUCUUGUCUAAAAGAUUUAAGUUAAAAACAAAAUGUUACUUCUUAUAUCAGUCUGGAGAGAUCACGAUAUAACCACGUUGACUCUGGGGGAGAGACGCCACAUUCCUGAAAGGUCUUAAGAGUUGAGUGAGUCUUUAAAGGACCCUGAUGUUAAAUGCUGAGGCUUUAAUAAAAUAUAUGCAUAUUUUAUCCCAAGUUUAUAAUGGUGGUCUGAACAAGGCACCUGUAAAUAAAUCAGCAUUUAUGACCAGAAGAAAAAUAAUCUGAUCUUGGACUUUUAUUUUUAUAUGGAGAAGUUUUAAAGACUUGGGCCAGCUAAGUCUACCCACAGAACAAUUUGCCUUGUACCUACGUGUACAACUCUGCUAAACUGUUGGCUCAAAGAAGGUCUGACAAUAAAAGAUGUUAGCUAACA